AUGGAUUUGGCUGCAACCAAAUGUUGGUUCAUUUGGAAAGAGCGAUGCCUAAGAGUGUUUGAAAAAAAAGAACGAACACCUGAACAACUUGCAGUUGACAUUUCUCGUCACUAUAAUUACUGGCACCCUCACAGUAGCAGCAUUAACUUACAUAAGCAUAGCAAAAAUACUGCAAAGAAUAUACACUGGAUCUUUCCUAGUAGAGACAUCAUUAAACUAAAUUGUGAUGCUUCUUGGGUGUCCAAAAAUACUAAUGCAGGAUUUUGGUUUGUGUUGCGUAAUUGGUUAGGUACAGACAAGGGAGCAGGAAUGGGCAUCUUCAGAGGAUCAACAACAGAAGAAGCAGAAGCUCUACCUCUUCUGCACACAACAAGAUGGGCCAUACAAAACAACCUACAAAAUCUGGUCAUUGAAGGUGAUAAUCAAGUAACUAUAAAUUUUCUACAAGGGAAAGAAGUUUCAGUCCAAUGGAAAUGCCUAGCAAUCUUAGAAGAAGUCAAAGCUUCAGUUACAACACUAGUUUCUUUUUUGGGUUUCCAACAUGUAGACAGACGCGCAAACAAAGUAGCUGAUCUAUUGGCUAAAUAG
Molecule: messenger RNA, 588 nt
Organism: Papaver somniferum (opium poppy)
Lineage: Eukaryota; Viridiplantae; Streptophyta; Magnoliopsida; Ranunculales; Papaveraceae
Exons: 1
Coding region: 1-588 (195 amino acids)
Molecular function (GO): nucleic acid binding; RNA-DNA hybrid ribonuclease activity
Source: RefSeq, a predicted model, not a curated record